Messenger RNA from Macadamia integrifolia, 2814 nucleotides. Its product is annotated as protein COFACTOR ASSEMBLY OF COMPLEX C SUBUNIT B CCB2, chloroplastic-like. The transcript has 7 exons. The record is from RefSeq and is a predicted model, not a curated record. The coding region runs from base 1247 to 2203 and encodes 318 amino acids. Gene Ontology annotation, biological process: cytochrome b6f complex assembly. NCBI's taxonomy places the organism in Eukaryota, Viridiplantae, Streptophyta, Magnoliopsida, Proteales, Proteaceae.
CCCGUCUGUAUCAAUCACGUUUAUUAGGUAAGGUUAAGUAGGUUAAGGUACCGGUGAGAGAAAAUGCCAUCAAUUCAGUGAUUGGCCUUAAGAUAAGGAGAUAAUCAGGUUGAUCCAAUGAUUAUGUAUCUGAAUAUAGUCACCCCAAGAUAAAUAAAUAAUGGAAGAUGGCUCUAGACCGCCAUGUAUUCUUGAGGUGUCUAUAUGCUUAAUCCUUUCCCAAGCUCUGAAUAAGUACACUUGAACUUUGGGGUGGACAGUACUAGUAAUUUUCAUUCUUAUUAAUGACAAUAAAGGGUAGAAUGUCAAGCAUUCUCAGUUUUAUUGGGAUGUGUGCCUGGGUACUCUCAGCCCAUCGGAUCAUGCUAGACGUCCCCGUGGCUGGAGAGGAUUGGAAUCCCCCAACUACUUAAAUAACCUGUACUUCAAAUCCUUAGAAAGGGUACAACAUCUUCGGAGCACUGGGCACUGGUAAGGCUAAACUUAUGAAAUUAUAAAUUAUGUUUUUUCUAUUAUAAUGGCUAGAAUUCAAAAAAGAUUCCUUACUAUUGUGUGUUUCUUAUUGAGAGUAGUAAUAUCCAAUCAUUAUGGUAGUUGGUCAAUUCGUUGCUUCAAUUUGGUUUUGAUGAGGUUGAACUGGUUUUGAGCUAAUAUUCUAAUAAUGGGUCAAACUAAAAUUAAACGGUUAAGUUGAAAUUCGGUUUUGAUCCAAUAUGGUUCAAUCUUUAAGGGUUCACUUAACCAACUUUUAUCAGGGACAUUGUUAUGCUGUUAUCAGUUAAGUUUUUAAAGAAAUGGGACAAAGUUUUUUGUUUGAGAACAGUCCUAUUCCACUGACAUGGGGGCAUGCUGUGAUCAAUGUGCCCCUCAUGGGGGUGCACACACCUUAUUUGGGAGCGGGGGUGCUGUCAGAUAGAAAACACUUGCCCUUAAAAAGUAAUGAAAUAAUGAAGUUUUCAUCAUUUUUUAGCUUUGGUUCAGUUUCAAUAAAGCUUGGUUUGGUCUGAUAUAAGAGUUUGGUUCAUAAUGAAUCAUUUGAUUUUGGUUUAACCGAUUCGGGCUGGAAAUUGGCACCCUUAGGUUAUUAGUUCAGUCGAAGGAUUAGGCCCGGGCUAACACAAAGCCAAACCAACCACUAGGACUUGCACGAACCAGCAGUGGCAGUCUGGCAGAUGCUCUAAUCUGAUAUGAAUUAUGAAUACAGCAUAGGACAUCGCCUCUCUAUCCAAAAGAGGAGUGGAGAGACAUGGAUAGUCUCUUUUUAAAUCCGUUAAUUCGGUUGAGCUUGCCGCCAAGAUUUCGCGCCAAUCCAGUCAAAUAUUCGUGCCUUUACGUUUCUUUCCUCCAUCCCUCCGUUUUCAGCAACAACAUUGCUCGUCGUACGAGAAGAACAAGAAGAAGAAGGAACCCAACAAUUUCUGUUCGUCUGGGAGACACUGGAGAACCAAAGCAACAGCUAAAUCUCUCUGUUCUUCGCUUUACACUCGGUGAUAUGGGUUUAGGUAUUCCUGGGUUCGACGAAUCCUACCUACCCAGAUGGAUUGGCUACGCUUUCGGUUCGCUGCUUUUCUUGAAUCAUUUCGUGGGUUCGAGGUCAUACACCACUGCAGCCCAGUUCAGAUCGGAAGCCCUUGGUGUUUCUUUGGCGGCGUUCUCUGUUGCCCUUCCCUAUUUUGGAAAAUUUCUCAAGGGUGCAACUCCAGUAGAUCAGGCAGCUCUGCCAGAAGGCAACAAGCAAAUUUUUAUUAUGUCAGAAAGUCUCUCUGACAUUCAAAAAGAAGAUUUAGCAUGGGCAACAUACAUUCUGUUGCGCAAUACAAACACCAUGUCAGUGCUUAUAUCAGUUGGAGAUGCAUUAUGUGUACGUGGCUAUUGGGGAGCACCUGAAGAUGUAUCAAAAGCUAGUGAACUUGACUGGUUUGAAAGGCAGAUUCAACAAAUUGGAUUUUCUGAUUUAAGGGACACACUUUAUUUUCCUCAGACCUCAGAUUCCGCAUUUUCGGAGAUGCUUCCAAGAGGAACUCAGUCUCUUCUUGUACAACCAGUGCUUGGAGCUCCUAAACUUGGUCUUGAUGACACACAGGAAAUUACUGGUGGGUUCAUCUUAUUGGCUUCCAGCAUGAGUUAUGCUUACAGUGACAGAGACAGAGCUUGGAUAGGAGCUAUCUCAAACAAGUUCAGAAUUAUGAGAGUGAAUUCCUAAUGUAUCAAGAUAUCAUCUUUAAUCUGUGCCAGAUCAAUUUAGAUGAGGCUGAUCUACAGAAACUUCUCCAAGCCAUGUACCAAAUUUUCUGUCAAAGAAAGAAGAAAACAGGAGAAAAGCACUUAAAUUGUCAAUCGGGUUACCUUGAGCCGCACUACUUUCCUGAUGGCCAGGAUUAGGCCUGGCAUAAGGCACUUCAAUGCUCUAUUAUAUAGUGCUCAAGGGAGUAAACCUGGAGCCAACCUUUUAUAAUAGGAUUGAGAUUAUAUCAAUACAGGAACUGCUUUAAUUCCAAACAUCCAGAAAUGCUCCUCUCUGGCUCAGAGAAGUGAGCUGCCGUGCUGGAGGGAAGCCCUGGAAGUACCAAGCUGUGCACAGAGACUCCAUCUUCUCCCAGAACUUGACUCCUUGGCCUGUAUAAGAGAUUUAAUGAGAUGUCAUAAUGCACAAACAAGAAUUCCCACCUUCAUCUUUUCCUGUUUUCUGGGUGUUUGUUUUUUACUGUUGAACCUCUAGUACAUUUACGAAUUUCCUUCUUGAUGAAAUGGAACAUUCACUACAUUUUCCUCUUUCUAGACUAACAAAAAUUGACUGAUGAGAUUAACUGCACC